UUCUAUUUGAUGUCCUAAUGGUGCUGUGGGAGAUCACAUUGGCGACAGCCUAUUGCUUAGGGCUCAAGAGGACCUAUCGCCUCGUCCUGCGCCUCCAGCGCCGCCUCCUCUCCAAGCAUCCAAGGAUCCGCGCCUUCGUCUUCAGGCGUGCUCGAGGGAUUUUUGAUGUAGCUCUCAGAGUCCAUAGAACCGUCCAGCAGCGCGACAUAGAUGCAGGCAAAAGCGUAGGGAAUCGAGUUCUUCGCUUUCUAGACCGCCUUCGACCAUCAGCCAACAUCCGCAAACACGACACUCCCGAAAACAACGCGACUAAAUCCAACCAGCCGGACGAGCCCGCGAGAAAAAACCAAUGCCGCAGCAGCAGCAGUGGUGGCGAUGGUGGUGGCCAGAAAAGCAACGUAAACUUUGUCCAGCUCUCGACGACGACCCUCUACGGAUCACACGCAGGUUUUGGAGCUCUCGCCUGGGACUUACACGCAACUCCUCGAAGAUCACUGCCUCAUAUCCUUUUGGAAAACUUCUGGGCUCCUUUGAAAGCGAAGCUCGAGUUGUCACAGCGACACCGCGGCAUUUCCUCGGCUUGUCUCCAUCGCCACAGUCCAGUGCCUUCACUUCCUGAAUUAUCCUUGGAACUGGAGGGCUCUCGCGAUUCUCCAGCGAAAUAAAUAAUAAGCCAUCUCCCAAGCCUUAGGAACAGCGUGGAGCUCGUAUAGAUUGUGACGGCCCCCCGGUUUGCAGAGACGUGUUGGAUGGACCCCACUUUGGAUGCCUUGUUAAGUUUGAGGGAUAGAAAGCCGGAGAAGGCAACAGCGGCGGCAUCAAGUAAGAGAGAGCUCUUGUGUUUGUUUUUCUUCUCAAUUCGAGAGUCUCCGAGGAGAAAAGGGAGAAGCGGUUUUCAGCAGGAAUGGCCAAGUUUAAGGAGGGGAAGAGUGCGAUGUGGAUGUUGGUUCUGAUACUGGUGAUCUUCCUUUAUUUCUCAAUCCAAACAGCAGCUCGAGAAGAAAACAUCUCAAGUGUCCACUACUGCUUUGGGGAUGAUGAGUGCUCUGUCGGUUGCAGCUGUGUUUACUACCUUCGAAGCUAUGGCCGGUGUCUCAGCGGCGUGGAGAAAGAGCAGGCUCUAUUGGCCAAGAACGCUCUCAAGCUUAAGAUCAAGUCACCGCUGCCAGAAUUAACUUCUGUUCUUGGGAAAUACUAGACGUCCUUCGACUGCUAUCCACAUUUGAGAUCUGUGAAGUAUGCUCUUUAGAGUGCCCAGAUCUGUAAUUCCCCGGGUGCGGAAUACAAGUAAAACAUGUUUUCGUCAAAAAUGUCUUCUAGACUAGCGAAUUCAGACAUAAAUAUAUCAUUUAAAAACUUCCAAUUAA
Messenger RNA from Selaginella moellendorffii, 1367 nucleotides. RefSeq lists its product as uncharacterized. The record is from RefSeq and is a predicted model, not a curated record. The coding region runs from base 18 to 665 and encodes 215 amino acids. Lineage: Eukaryota; Viridiplantae; Streptophyta; Lycopodiopsida; Selaginellales; Selaginellaceae. The transcript is spliced from 5 exons.